Molecule: messenger RNA, 1028 nt
Organism: Leptopilina boulardi
Lineage: Eukaryota; Metazoa; Arthropoda; Insecta; Hymenoptera; Figitidae
Product: RNA-binding protein pno1
Exons: 3
Coding region: 139-828 (229 amino acids)
Cellular component (GO): nucleolus
Molecular function (GO): RNA binding
Source: RefSeq, a predicted model, not a curated record
UCAUAUUUUACUUGUCCAACUCUGACAAGAAUACUAAAAACAUUGCACAAGUUGCACGUGGGUGAAUUAAUAUUUUUACUGGAAAAAACAUUGUUUCUAUUUGUUUUACAACGAAAUAUUUGUUACUAAUUGACAAUUAUGGGUGAACCGAAAAAAACUGAAACUUGUAGUAAGAACAAAAGAAGACAUGAAUCCGAAAGUCAAAUGGAGAUUGAAGUUGUAAGUGGUGUGGAAGGAAAAGUAAAGACAAAAUCUUCAGCAAAAAAAUCAAGAAACGUUGGAGGAGAUGAAUUUCGCAAGGUACCCGUACCAGCUCAUCGAUAUUCGCCAUUGAAACAAGAAUGGAUUAAAAUUUUCACACCAUUAGUUGAACAUUUACAACUUCAGGUACGUUUUAAUUUGAAAAGUCGUAAUGUGGAACUUAGAACAUCGCCUGAAACGCCAGAUAUUUCAAAUCUUCAAAAAGGUGCCGAUUUUGUGAAAGCAUUCAUUUCGGGAUUUGAAGUUGAAGAUGCACUUGCACUUUUACGUCUCGAUGAUCUUUUUGUUGAAAGUUUUGAAAUUCAAGACGUUAAACCAUUGAAAGGUGAUCAUUUAUCGAGAGCAAUUGGUAGAUUAGCGGGUAAAGGUGGAAGGACAAAAUUUACAAUUGAAAAUGUUACAAAAACAAGAAUUGUAUUAGCCGACUCGAAAAUUCAUAUUCUCGGUUCAUAUCAAAAUAUUCAACUUGCGAGACGAGCAAUUUGUAAUUUAAUCUUGGGUAGUCCACCAUCGAAAGUUUAUGGUCAAUUGAGAAAUGUUGCGAGUAGAGUGGCUGAAAGAUUUUAGAGACAACUUUAACAAAAAACAAAAGGUAGAAAGAAAAUUAUAUAAAAUAUUAUUAUUAAGUUUUCUAGGAUAGUUUGAAAUCAAUUAAAUUAAUAGGAAUGUUUUUCUAAAAAUGAAUUUUGAAAAAUUCAAUAUAAUUUAAUUUUUGUUUAAAUUCUGUACAAUUUUUUGCAAAUCUAUAAAAGAAUUUGAUAUUUAUA